CCGAAAUGGUAGCCUGCUGUGCUCUCUAACCCACCAUAACCUCGCCCCGGAGACGUCUAAUUGCGUGGGCAGCUGACCUGAGAUAUGCGACGAUGAUAGCUUGAGCACGAAUUGCUUCAAAAUGGGGCCACGGGAUCCGGAGGAACCGACGUCGAGGAAGAGGAAGCGCCCAGCCCCAGAAAUCGGUCCAUUUGUCCUGCGAAGCCUGCUUGAGGAUCUGCCAUUGUCCGCAGACGGAGACAGAGAUGAUAUUGAAAUCAAUUGUGUAGAGUUCCUUGACCGGAACCUCUAUGUUGGUACAUCUGCAUCUGAAAUCCUCCACUUCUUCCAAAUCCCUCCAGACCCCGAAGAUGCAUCUGCGAAGCCCUCGUAUAUCCUAGCGUCAAGACUUCCCCCAGCCUUUCACGAGCCUCCAACCUCAGCGCGGCCAGGUGUCCAGCAGAUACUCCUUCUCCCCAAAGUCAAUAAAGCUUGCAUAUUAUGCAAUUGGACUGUCACUUUCUACUCCCUGCCAGAACUCAGUCCAGUUUUUGGGACGACACAAAUUCGACAGUGCAAUUGGAUUGGUGGCAUAGAUCUCAAUCUAGAUCCGCGUGGAGCUGAACAGGAUGGCAAAAGCCCCGCUGUGACAGUAUUGGCGUCUCAGAAUAAGAGGAUACGGGUCAUAAAGAUCAGCGAAGACCCUCGCGGACUCAGAGUAAGUGUGAUUGACUUCCCGGGGAGCAUGAUAUCUGUCCGUCGUGAUUCGUUUGCCUGUGUAGCUGAUGCUCGUUCGUACGCGCUUCUCGAUGUCGACCGUCUGCAAAAGAUACCCCUAUUCCCAAUCUCCUCCUUGGAUGACUCUCCGUCGGGCAACGUUGGUGGCCACAUCGAAGAUAUAUCCGGAAACUCUGCUGGUGGGCUCUCACGAAGCACAUCUUCAGCUCAAGGUUAUCCCGCAGGGCUUUCCGAUGACCGAGGACAUGGCCGCAGCACCAGCCUAGGUGCGUUCAUGAGUGGUGGGUCCCGGAGACAUGGACCAGCUGGAGGCAAUGAUGAAAGAUCUGGUCGCGAAACUCCGGAAGGAAUAUUUCGAGAGCGUUCUCCUUCUCCAGCUGUGGCAACCCUUCAUGCGGCACAAUGGGACUUGAAUUCUGGUCAGAAUGCUAACAAACCACUUCCAAUCCCACCAACGGUCUCAGCAACGACUGAAGCGCCGCCGCCAGGUUCUGUUCCUACAUCUGCUCCGGUAUACCUGAAGCCCCAUAUAGUAUCUCCCACUCCUCAAGAGUUUCUGCUUGUCACUGGCACUGGACCACGAGAUCCAGGAGUUGGCAUGUUUGUCAACCUUGAUGGAGAUCCCACACGAUCAACGUUAGAAUUUGACAAAUAUCCUGACGAGCUAGUGGUAGAUGGACGUGGAGUCGGAGUGGAUCCGACUCCCACUACUAUGGAUGGCGAGGAAGAAGGAUUUGUUCUCGCCUCCAUGGCCAGAGAUUUUAUGGAGGAACAGCGGUACGGUAUUGAAGUUCAACGAUGGGACCUGGACCCUGGUGAAGCAGAAACAGAAAAGUUUUGGCUAGAAAUACCAUCACCAAAUGAAGCAGAACAGACGGCGAGAAUUGGGCUCCGCUCCGUUGUCGAUUUAGGAGAUAUCUAUUUCGACGAAGUUGUGGACAGGCUGCGCUUGAAACGCUUUCAACCUUUCGCGAUUAGGUCAAUGGAUGCCUCUAUCCUGUCCCUGCACAGCGUUGACUCUCGCACUGCAAUGUCGUUAGAGCGUGUUUCCGGUGAGAGAAAACUAUUUGAAAGCAGUGAUUCUCUUCCGGAAGGCUGGGAGGAACAUCGAAAUGAAGAAGAAUUGCAGUUUGCUCAAAGACUGGGCCAUUGUCGGACUCACUUAGUUGCAUGGUCUGGAAAGAGCAUUUGGUGGGCGGUCAGGAACCCUCUGGCAUUGCGUUUGGAUUCAAUUAUCUCGGCAGUGAUUGCUCCUCGAAUCCCCAACGUCCAAACAUAUCCUUCACUUGAUCGCCGGAAAUUGGUCGAGUUGAUCAACUCAAUAAGAGGUCGCGAGGCCAAGACCGAGACCGAAUUUCUCACGCUGGGGUAUAUCAGACAGCGAGCUGGUUUGCUGCUGUUUUUGAGUGGAUUAGACGCCCUCGCAAGCCCACUCUCAGAACUUGAAUAUAGAAUCACUGAAGACGCGCUGCUCGAAGGUGGUCUUGACCCUCGUGUCAUUCUCGCCCUCGUCCCAUAUCUUCGAAACGAGAUCCUCGAAGGGAGAACAGGCAUCUGGAUUCAUGGAGGAGUCAAAGAUGUGGCGGACGGCUUCAUCACGAAUAGCAUUCCAACAGAUAAUCCAGAGGUGAUGGCAGACAGCGUUAUGUCUGACCAUAUCCUACAUUUCUUACGAAGAUUUCUCACUGCUUGGCGGAAGAGGAAGGGCUUUGGCAGCAUUGCAAACGAAAACGAGGUGUUCAAAAGCGUGGAUGCCGCCUUGCUGAUCGUCCUUCUCCAACUUGACCAAUCUUCCUCUCCUAAUGGGCCCAAAGAAAAUUCGGUCAGAAUUGAUCUUUAUGCGCUAGUUGAUGGUGGAGUUGAUUGCUUCGAGAGGGCUAUUUCUCUGCUCGAAUCUCAUCACCGCCUCUAUCCCUUGAGCCAUCUUUAUCAAAGUCGUAAAAUGGCCGGGGAAGUUCUGGCAACAUGGCGCCGAAUAAUUGAAGGAGAGACUGAUGAGGGAGGAGACUUAGGCGACGGAGAGCAGAGAGUGCGAUCAUAUCUUGCUAAAAUUCGCAACUCUGCCUUGAUAGAGGAAUAUGGCGUGUGGUUAGCUACUCGGAAUCCCAGACUGGGCGUGCAAGUCUUCGCUGAAGAUCGAAGCUUGGUCAAGUUUCAGCCAGCCCAAGUUGUCCGAAUCCUACGUGAAGGAGCUCCUGGCGCUGUCAAGGACUACUUGGAAUAUCUUGUUUUCGACAAAAGUCACGCCGAAUACAUCAAUGAGCUUAUCGCUUACUACUUGGAUAUUGUUAUGACCAAGGUCGAAGAAUCGAAAGAGGCGAGGGAAAUCUUAGCGCAGACGUACGAAUCGUAUCGAGCACUGCGUCCUCCGAAACCUACCUAUCGACAGUUCAUCACUGACAAUAUGGUCGAUGAGGAGUGGUGGCACAGCCGCCUCCGGCUUCUUCAAUUGCUUGGAGGUAGUCAAGGAACAGCCUCGGAGUAUGAUGUUGCUGCCAUCCUCGCCAGAAUCGCACCAUAUACUCGGGAACUUGUUCCCGAAGUAAUCAUUCUUGAUGGUCGGCAAGGUCAGCACGAAGAAGCUCUCAAGCUUUUAACUCAUGGCCUCGGUGAUUAUGACACAGCCAUUAGUUAUUGUUUGCGAGAUGGUUCAAGCAUCUACCAUCCCAUCAUCUCUGGAACCAUGGCUCGGGAAAGCCUUCCAAGUCAUGAACAGCAAGCGAAGCUCUUCAACUUCUUACUAGCAGAAUUUCUGCAGAUUGAAGAUGUCAGCAAUCGUAUUGAGCAGACAAGCAGCCUACUCGAAAGGUUCGGCAGCUGGUUUGACGUCGGGUACGUCCUUAGGUUGAUUCCCGAUUCCUGGUCGGUGGAGCUUGUUUCUGGCUUCUUGGUCAGCGCUCUGAGGCGGAUUGUAAGAGAGCGUAGUGAAACUAUGAUCGCGAAAGCCCUGAGCGGCGCAGAGAACUUGAAGGUCACGGCGAGCCUGAUUGAGGAGAUCGAUGCCGCCGGGCCUUCAAUCGAAGCUGAGAGCUGAUCUGAUCUAUAUGUAAAUAUGAAUAAAUAAUCACGUGAUGAGUCACCAUAUGGAAGAAGCUCGUGGUUGCAUUCGGGUGCUCUUCUGGCAUACUUUAUGUGUCAAGCACUUUUGGAUGAUGAAAGACAACGAAUCACAGGGUCGCAGGAUCUGUUGCACAUCGCUACGAUGUUCCAAAGGCUCUGUCUGGUGCGAUG
This is a messenger RNA of Hyaloscypha bicolor E, 3948 nucleotides long. RefSeq lists its product as uncharacterized. Bases 122 to 3751 code for a protein of 1209 amino acids. Gene Ontology annotation, cellular component: cytoplasm; fungal-type vacuole membrane. The transcript has 3 exons. The record is from RefSeq and is a predicted model, not a curated record. NCBI's taxonomy places the organism in Eukaryota, Fungi, Ascomycota, Leotiomycetes, Helotiales, Hyaloscyphaceae. Gene Ontology annotation, biological process: endosomal vesicle fusion; vesicle-mediated transport; autophagy.